UGAGGCACAUCACAUUCUGAAGUGCGUGGUUUCAGUUUCUUGUAGAGGCUACGAAGCAGAUAUUUGGAUCAGAAAAGCGUGGAGACAUUUUUAUUUCUGUUGAUGAGAAACAGUGUGAUGCCAAAGGAGCUGAUGCUGAUGAUGGAAAAGUCCCAGAGUGGGCAAAGGUGCUGGAGCCAGUACGGAAGCUCCCUACAAAUGUGGGGGCUCGAAUUAGAAAAUGUGUCAAUGAGGCUUUGGAAAAAGAUCCACCUGAAUGGGCAAGGAAAAUAUUGGUGCACUCGAUUAGUAAGGAAGUUUACAAGGGAAAUGCAUCAGGACCAACCAAGAGAGCAGUAAUUUCUCUCCUGGGUGAAGUUAACAGUGGAAAUACAUUGUCCAAACCUGAGAAGAAAGAAACGAUAAAGAGUUCUAGCUCUGUUUCCGAUAUCAUUAUGAAACAGUGCCGAAUUAUAAUACGGCGAGCUGUUAAAGAGGAUAAAGACAAAGUUUUCUGCAAUCUCUCGGGAAGAACAGUUCUGAGCCAUAAUGAUAAGGACAAUGAGGGACUUCUUGGGCAUCCGGCAAUGGUAUCUCGGCCUUUAGACUUCAGGACAAUCGAUGUGAAGUUGGCUGCUGGAUCCUAUGGGGGAUCACAUGAAUCUUUCAUCGAUGAAGUGCGGGAGGUUUUGCAUAAUAUACGGACCGCGUACAGCAACAAGUCCGAUUUGCUUGAGUUGGCUGGAUCCUUGUUGCAGAAAUUUGAGGAAGAUUAUGAAAAAGAGGUUCUUCCCCUAGUCCAGAAAAUUGAGUGUUCAAACGACAGCAGUUUAAGUAGUGAAGCUGCAAAAGCAAGAGAUGGACUCUUAGCUCAUGUGAAUGAGAGCUCACUUCCUAAAGCUCCUUGGGAGGAAGGUAUCUGUAAAGCGUGUGGUAUGGAUAAAGAUGACGUCAAUGUUCUUCUUUGUGAUAAAUGUGAUUCGGAGUACCAUACGUAUUGCUUAGAUCCUCCACUUGUUAAAGUUCCUAUUGAUUCGUGGUAUUGCCCAGAUUGUGAAGCCAAGAUGUCACAUUCCCAGCAUCCAUCUUCUGGUUCUCAUAUUAUUCGUAAAUGCAUUAAAAGGAGGCCUCACAGAAAACUAACUCACAAGUUCACGGAAAAACUUUCUCAACUAACAAGCACCAUGGAGUUAAAGGAGUAUUGGGAGCUUCCACUGGAGGAUGUACGUUCUUAAACCUUCUUCUAUAUUUUCUAUGUUGACGUCACAAGGUUAGGUCUAUGUUAGCCUGUUUGCUGUUGGAAGAUGUAUGAAAUAAUAUUGGUUUUUUGGGACUUUACCUUAAUCAAAAAAAGAAAAUAAUAUUGGUUUUUUGGGAUAAGGGUUACUGUGUAUUCACAAAAAACUCAUCAUCUAAAAAUGAUGAGAGUGAUCACUUGCAACCCCAAAAGGGCGAAGACAAAAACCAUAGACACUAAGCUAUGUAACUUUACAAUUUCCUUGUGGAAUCAACAAACAGUUCUAUCUCCCCCAGCAUAUUUUGUUUACACCAAAAAUAGAGAAGGCAAGGCAGUUUAUUCUAUUUUUCUGAAUAUUGCUACUUUUGUCUUCAAAGCAUCUCUUGCAUUUCUUUCCUUCCACAAGGUCCACCAAAUGCAUGCUGGGAUCAUUUCCAACCAGUCUUCCUCUGGCCCUCUUCUUCAAUACCUUUCCAACCGUGUAGCAUCUCCUUGGUGGUCUUUGGUGCUACCCGGCAAACUCCCAGAAUAUACGAGAACAUGUUCCACAGAUUUGCAGCUGUUUUGCAAUGCAUAAACAAAUGACUAUUGACUUCUGCAUCCUGCUCAGACAUAAAACACACUGAGCAAAUCUGUCCACCUUUUCUUUGUUAUACUUCACGAGUUAAUUGCUCUUUUGCACACCAACCAAAUAAACCUGAAACUUCCAAUGGGACUUUAACCUUCCAAAUUAGCUUCCAAGGCCAGGUUGUGGUCUGUAUCCGAGUAAUAUUACUCGUCCAGUAGCAAGGCUUAAAUGUAAAAGCACCUUUACUGUUUAUCUUCCAUAUUGCUCUGUCAGGUUGAUUGGAAGUACUGUUAAAGGAUUUAGCACUAGUAAAAGGCUUGCCGCUAUGUCAAUCUCUCAGUCAUUGAGAGCUCUUCUGAAGUCCAAGUUCCAACCCUGUGGACUCCACACCUGGGAAACUGUGGCCCUGUUUUGCUGACAGAGUGAAUAUAUCUGGAAAAAAGAGUUUUUAGGCACUCCUCUCCUAUCCAGUGUUCAUUCCAAAAUUCUGUUUUCAUGCCAUUGCCCACUUUAAGAGAGAUGUUACUGUUAAACUAGGGCCACAAUCUUCUUAUAGUUUUCCACACACUACAUCCAAAAGUUCCCAAAAUAUCUUCAGUGUUGCAAUGGCUUAGAAGACCAUAUUUAUGCGAAGCUGGAACAAUCAAAACUUAGAUAUAUUAAUAAAUUGAUUUCCAGGCCACAAAGGGGUUCUGUCCUCAAAUUCUUGGAAUAAAACAGAGGAAAAAAAAG
Molecule: messenger RNA, 2516 nt
Organism: Capsicum annuum
Lineage: Eukaryota; Viridiplantae; Streptophyta; Magnoliopsida; Solanales; Solanaceae
Product: methyl-CpG-binding domain-containing protein 9-like
Exons: 4
Coding region: 435-1214 (259 amino acids)
Molecular function (GO): protein binding
Source: RefSeq, a predicted model, not a curated record